Messenger RNA from Penicillium canescens, 1557 nucleotides. RefSeq names its product M18 family aminopeptidase. The transcript has a single exon. Lineage: Eukaryota; Fungi; Ascomycota; Eurotiomycetes; Eurotiales; Aspergillaceae. Gene Ontology annotation, biological process: proteolysis. Gene Ontology annotation, cellular component: fungal-type vacuole. Gene Ontology annotation, molecular function: zinc ion binding; metalloaminopeptidase activity. The record is from RefSeq and is a predicted model, not a curated record. Bases 1 to 1557 code for a protein of 518 amino acids.
AUGACCCGAAAGUACGCUUCAUCCCAAGGCCUCGAUAUGUCCUGGGCUUCGCAAAUGUCUGCCCAGUUGCCAAACCCGUUCCUGUACCAGGUUCCUGCAACUCAGCCAGUCCGAGCUCAGGAACCGCCCGCCCAGCGGACGGAUGAGCCUGUACGCCCCGAGGACUAUUCCAAGCCCUACUGUGAAUUCAUGUCAUCCAACCCUACUAUCUUCCACGCCGUGAAAUCCUUCUCCAACCAGCUCGAACAGCACGGCUACAAGUACCUCUCUGAACGUGCGGUGUGGACAUCGGAGUUGAAGCGUGGUGGCAAGUUCUACACCUCCCGCAACGGAAGCUCAUUGAUCGCUUUCAAUAUUGGAUCGGAAUAUGAGAGCGGUAACGGUGUGGCCAUCGUUGCUGGCCAUGUGGAUGCCCUGACCGCCAAGCUGAAGCCUGUUUCCAAACUGCCUAACAAGGCGGGCUUCGAGCAGCUCGGUGUGGCCCCGUAUGCCGGUGGCCUCGGUGCUACCUGGUGGGACCGUGACCUUGGUAUUGGUGGUCGGGUGCUCGUCCGCGACCCGGAGUCUGGCAAGGUCGAGACAAAGUUGGUGAAGCUUGACUGGCCAAUUGCCCGUGUGCCUACCUUGGCUCCUCACUUCGGGUCUGUUGCGAACGGACCAUUCAACCCGGAGACUCAAAUGGUGCCUGUUAUUGGUAUUGACAACUCUGAUUUGUUUGAGCACUCUAAGACUGAGACUAGUGAUGUCAAGUUUGGCAAAUUUACCUCGACCCAGCCCGAGAAGCUUGUGAAAAUCAUCUCCAAGGAGCUUGGCAUUACGGACUACAGCACUAUUGUGAACUGGGAGUUGGAAUUGUUUGAUACUCAGCCUGCUCAGUUGGGUGGUCUGGAGAAGGAGAUGAUCUUCGCCGGCCGCAUUGAUGACAAGCUUUGCUGUUAUGCUGCCCAGGAAGCACUCAUUGCUUCUUCCGAUAGCACUUCAACUGGUACCGUCAAGAUGGUUGGCAUGUUCGAUGACGAAGAGAUUGGCAGUCUGCUCCGCCAAGGAGCCCGGUCGAGCUUUAUGAGCAGCGUCAUCGAGCGCAUCACCGAGGCCUUUGCCAAGGACAACUAUGGCCCCAACCUCCUCUCUCAGACCGUGGCCAACAGCUUCUUGGUUUCCUCGGAUGUUAUCCACGCCGUGAACCCCAACUUCCUUAAUGUGUACCUGGAGAACCACGCACCUCGCCUGAACGUUGGUGUUGCUGUAUCUGCCGACUCAAACGGACACAUGACCACCGACAGUGUCAGCGAUGCCAUCAUGAAGCGUGUUGCCGAAAAAUGCGGGUCUACCUUGCAAGUCUUCCAGAUUCGCAAUGACUCUCGCAGUGGCGGUACCAUCGGACCUAUGACCAGUGCCCAGAUUGGCAUGAGGGCUAUUGACUGUGGUAUUCCACAAUUGAGCAUGCACAGCAUCCGUGCAACAACCGGUAGCUUGGACCCCGGUCUCGGUGUCAAGCUGUUCAAGGGUUUCUUCGAUCACUACGAGGAAGUCGACAAGGAGUUUUCCGACUUCUAG